UGCAAUGUCAGCCAUGGCAUCGCGGCCAGCGCGGUCGCUGCGCCUGUUGCUCCUGGGCCUUCUCUUCAUGGCCACGAGUCUGCUCCUGCUCUAUGCUUCCAUCGUAAGCAAGUCGACAUCCGAGGCUACCUUGCUGCGCCGGCGUCACCCCAGCACGUCUCUGCGCCGCGACAAGGUGGCGUACAUGUUAUAUGCCACCGACACGGUCACGGCCUGCAAUGCACUUAUCAUGGCCAAGCAGAUUCGGCGCCUCGGAACACCCUCCUCGAUCGAGAUUGUGCUUUUGGUAACUGACAAGGUGGCCGACGCGACGCUGACCGCGCUCGAAGCCGACGGCACGCUUACGCUGCAGCUCGUGUCGCCGUGGGUGCAGACAAAUGCCAAGCACUCUACGUGGUCGUCGUCCCUCACUAAGCUCCGCGUCUUUGCGUAUUAUGGCUACGACAAAGUCAUCUACCUCGACUCGGACGCAUGGCUGCACCGCAACUUGGACCACCUCUUUGACUUAAGUGACGCUGCGAUGUUUUGGGCGCCGAGAGCGUACUACCGCCCGCCGCCCACGAUCGCGUCGACGUUGCUCGUGUUGCGGCCGUCGUCAAAAGCGUUUGCGCAGCUGCAGGCCGCGGUGACGACGCAGUUUGCAGCGAUGGCCGUCUACGACAUGGACGUGCUCAAUGCCAUGUGGCCGGACGCGCGCGGCGUGCUCCCGAGCCACUACGUGGUGCUGAACGGCCACUUGAACUCGAACCUGACGCUGGACUUCGACUCGGUCGACGCGCGCAUCAACGCCACGUACGUGACGCACUUUUCGUCAUCGCCGGAUGGCAGCUAUGGCAAGCCGUGGAGGGUCGAGAAGAAGAAGAUGCGACGACAGCCCGAGUGGCACCCGCGCUUUUACGCGCUCUUUGAAGCGUACUGGCAAAGCCAAGAGCUCUACUGUCCGUGGCUGCACCUGUAGAUAGACACUAGAAUACACAAUAUAGAGAGCACUUGACAUCCAU
Molecule: messenger RNA, 1001 nt
Organism: Saprolegnia diclina VS20
Lineage: Eukaryota; Oomycota; Saprolegniomycetes; Saprolegniales; Saprolegniaceae
Exons: 1
Coding region: 5-958 (317 amino acids)
Molecular function (GO): glycosyltransferase activity
Source: RefSeq, a predicted model, not a curated record